Messenger RNA from Gopherus evgoodei (Goodes thornscrub tortoise), 987 nucleotides. It is a transcript of the gene DNAJC4, whose product is annotated as DnaJ heat shock protein family (Hsp40) member C4. The coding region runs from base 235 to 987 and encodes 250 amino acids. The transcript is spliced from 8 exons. The record is from RefSeq and is a predicted model, not a curated record. NCBI's taxonomy places the organism in Eukaryota, Metazoa, Chordata, Testudines, Testudinidae.
GACGGGCGGGGCCGGGCAGCUGCCGGAGGAGGCCGGAAAAUGGCGGCUGGGGCCCAGAUCCAGACAAGGCUUUGGUGUGAGGAAUUCCAGGAGAGCAGUUUGAUCUAGUGGCCAGAGCACUGGACUGGGACUCAGGCUACCAGCGUUCUGUUCCUAGCUCUGCCACUGGUCUGCUGGGUCACCUUGGAUCUGAAUCACCUCCAGCUUUCUGCGUGCUGUUCCCUGGCUCUGAAAAUGCCUCUGUCCAUCCCCCACCUAGUCUGCCAGUGCUGCUUUUGGUGCAGAAGUGCCACACGACGGGCAUUUUCUACCACACUCUCAAACUGGUCUGUCCACAGCAAUUACUAUGACCUGCUGGGAAUCAAACAAGACGCCACCAUGGAAGAGAUCAAGCAAGCCUUCUUCACCAAGUCAAAGAAGGUGCAUCCCGACAGUGACCCCAACAACCCCGACCUGCACAGCCAGUUCAUCCGGCUGAACCAGGCCUACCAGGUGCUGAGCAAGGAGGGCAGUAGGAGGCUCUAUGACAGCCAGCGGGCCUGGCACGCAGCCUGGCCCACUAUGGGCAGCAGCCCCAAGCACAGCCCCUCUGACUUCACAGACCAGGGACCCAGGCCUAGUACCAGCAGCCGAGGGCCUGACGAGAACAUGCGCUACUGGGAGCAGUUCCGUACUCACCACUCCGAGACCUUCUCAGGCACACAGGCCAAGCAGAGGCAACGCUGGAACCGGCAGUUCUUUGGCUACUGUCUCCUCCUCAUGCUGGCCAGCAUGGCCGCCCACUAUGUGGCCUACAGGAAGCUGGAGGAGGUGCACAACAGCUUCAUGGACAAGAAGGACAAGCUCAUAACCAGCAUCUACAAUGAAUCCAAGGAGCGGGCCAGGGCCAAUGGCUUCCAGAAGCAGCAGGAGCUCCUGCGCCAGAAACAUGCUGAGUUCACAGAGCGCUACCGCAUCCGGCCCAGUGGGGACAGUGCCCAGAAGUGA